CCCCCUCGCGUGCAGGCACCGGCGGGCGGCGGGCGGGCCACAGGAGCUGGCUUGGCCUCUGCGGAGCCACCCCCUGGCCCUAGUGUCUGGCCACACACUGUCCACUCUGCACGGUCCGAGCUCCAGACUCUUUGCAGCCCAUACGGAGUGUGCCACGGCCACCGGAGCCGGGACGCCGGCUCCAGCGCCCCGCAGACGGCGGCGGUGGAUGCGCGGGCGGAAGCCCACAGUAUGGAUUCAGAUUCUGGCGAGCAGAGCGAGGGCGAGCCUGUGACUGCAGCAGGUCCUAAUGUGUUUAGCUCGAAGAGUCUUGCCCUUCAAGCCCAGAAGAAGAUCCUGAGCAAAAUAGCCAGCAAAACUGUUGCCAACAUGCUGGUCGAUGACACCAGCAGUGAGAUCUUUGAUGAGUUGUACAAAGUCACCGAAGAACACACCCAUAACAAGAAGGAGGCCCACAAGAUCAUGAAAGAUUUGAUCAAGGUGGCAAUCAAAAUCGGCAUCCUCUACCGGAACAAACAGUUCAGUCAAGAGGAGGUCAUGAUUGUGGAGAAACUCCGGAAGAAGCUGAACCAGACUGCCAUGACCAUGGUCAGUUUCUAUGAAGUAGAAUACACCUUUGAUACAAACGUGCUCUCCAAGCUGCUGCAUGAGUGCAAAGACCUGGUCCAUGAGCUGGUGCAGCGCCAUUUGACACCCAGAAGCCAUGGACGCAUAAACCAUGUCUUCAACCACUUCGCUGAUGUGGAGUUCCUUUCCACUCUCUAUGGUCCACAUGGAAACUGCAGACCAAAUCUCAAGAGGAUUUGUGAAGGGAUCAAUAAAUUGCUAGAUGAGAAGAUCCUCUGAAUGGACUCUCUUCUCCUGAUCCAAGUUAGAACAUCUGACCUUGUCCAGUGAGAAUCAAGUAGCAAGCUUCAUUCAAGAUGCUCUUGUUCUGGCCUCUUCAUCCUUCUGAUGCUGAUUUUAACCCAGACCUAGUGUGUUGACUCCCUGAGCACAGGCAUGAGAUCUCACAUCUAAAAGAACUGUGUUUGCAAGCCCAGAGAGUAGUCAACUGUCCUAAGCAAGAGCCUGCUUUGCUCACCACCAUGAGCUUGCUUCAUCUUAAAGUGGAAGGCGUCCUGGACUAGGACGCAGAAGACAUGGGCAUUGGUAUCAGUCCUGCCACCAUGGACGCUAUCUUCUGUGUUCUAGAGAUGUAACGCUUCCUGACUACCUCACAGGGCUGUUGUCAGGACCAAACGGGACAACUCACAUUCAUGGUUUUGUGAAACAGACACCAGUGAUUGCAUAUAAUAGAUAGAUGGGGCAGAACUAUUCGUAGCUGAUGUGUUUGUUGUCAGUUGUCAUGGCAUAUUUAGUAAUCACAGUACCAGAGAGGCUGGGGUAUAAGAAUUAUUAUUGUUUUGAUAGUCUGAACCACAGAGUAGGGCUGAGACAAACCUGGCCUAUAUAGGAAACUCUGAGGAAAUGGAAAAAAGAGGGAAAAGGAAAAGAAAGAGUUCCUUGCCUCGUUUGGCAGAAAUGGGAGUCAAGGUGACGCUGUUCCCUUUCCUCUGCACAUGGACUGAGCACACUUGUCCAGGGCCACAGCCGUGACUCUCGGUUUAGGAAGAGCCAUGCUUUUGUUAUUUCCCGGUUCUCCGGUUUCUCAGAAUCUCCAGUCUCAUCUCCAGCUACAUCUCUUCAGCAGCCACUCCGCUUCUCACUUCUUCACGUGUCUCCUCCUUCCAUUUCAUCUUACCGGAGAAUUUUUCUGUUCUGAUGAGUAGUUUUCUGUUUUGUGGGGUGUGGGGUUCUGCACUAAAAUUUUAUUUAUAAUUGACCUAUAAUAUUUCUAAGUGUCUGUUGUGAUGUAGAGCUUCAGUAGAUGUAUAUAUUGUAUUAUCAAAUCAGUGUAAUUAGCAUAUCUAUCAUAAAUAUUUAUUUUUUCUGGCAAGAUUAUUCAGAAUCCCUGCCUCUAGCUAUUUAGUAACAUGUAGCACAUUAUUAUUAGCUAUAGCGACCCUAUUAUGAAACGGAACAAUAGGAUUGUUCUAUGUAAAUGUAACUAUCAGCUUCUUCCCAUUCUCACUCUGUAGUAACCGGUGUUCUACUUUUUAUUUCUUAGAUAUCAACUUUUGGAGUAUUCCGUGUUUGUGAACUACACAGUGUUUGUUCAAUAUCUGUCUCAUAUCACUUAACAUAAAGUUUUGUAAUUUCAUCCAUAUUGCUGCAAAUGUCAGAAUUUUUUCUUACAAUAAAAAAACACUCUGUUCUGUUCAAAUGCCACUUUUUCUUCUGCUACUCAUCUGUUGAUGGCGCUUUGAGUCUUAGCUAUUGCAAACAUUGCUGUGACAACCGAGGGAUUCCCACACCUGCUUUCAACAUGACUAUUGUGUUCCCUUUCACCCAGUAAUGUGGUUUCUGGCUUAGGUGGUAGCUGUACCCCUCACUCCAUAGGGAACAACCACUCUGCUUUCUGCACUGGCUGUUCUGCUUGGCGUCUACAGCAAUUUCCCCUUUCCUCCACAUACCUAUCAACACAUGUCACUCUUUGUCUUUUUGAUUUUAUCGUAUCCUCAGAGAAGUAAAAUCUCACUGUGAUUUUGAUGUGUAUUUUCCUAAUAAUUAACAUUUUUAAUUAUUUUUAGAACUAUUUUGGCUAUCAGCAUGCCUCUUUUUGAAAAUUUCUAUUCUUGGCUUUUUCCCUUUUAAAACUCGGAUUGCGUUUUAGUUUGCUAUUGAGCUCUUUGAUGACGUUAGUAGUAAUACAUUAUCAGAGUAAAUAACUAGAGCUUUGUCUGCCAUGGCUGGCAGACCCAAAGAAGUGCAGAUGCCCAGACCGAGAUCUCAGUCAAUUCCAGAUGUGGGGCACUGAGAAACAGGAUUUAUUUUCCACUGUUAAACUUUGAUUUUGCUCUGAAUUGAUUGUGGCUGUGCCCUGAUUAUUACCUCUUGGAAUAAAACUAUGUAAGUUGUUUGUGAUUUUAAAGUAGCCCAAACUUUGGAGUUUCAGUGAAACUUUGGGUACUUUUUUGUUUGUUUUUGUUCUUCAAGACAGUAGCCCUAGCUUUCCUGGAACUCAUUCAGUAGACCAGGCUGGCCUCGAACUCGCAGAGAUCCACCUGCCUCUGUCUCCUGAGUGCUGGGAUUAAAGGUGUGCACCACCACCCCUCAGUGAAACUUUGGGUUCUUUAAAGAAACUGAAUUUUUAAAAACUGUGGGACUUUAAAAGUUAUACCAUGCUUUAUAUUGUGACAUUGAUAUUAAUAUGAGAUCUUAGGGACAAACAAAAAAGGAAGGUUAUGGAUUAAUAGUAACGUUUUAGUAUAUCAUUGUUUAGCAUGACAAGGGAUCUGUUGUCUUGGUUGAGUAUUUGUCAACUUGACAUAAGCUAGAGUUUUCUGGGAAGAGGAAUAUCUAGUGAGAAAAUGUAUACAUCAAGUUGUAGGCAAAUCUCUAGGGAGUUUCCUUGAUCAGUGACUGAAGUGGAAGGGUCCAAAUCACUGAAAAUGGUGUCAUUCCUGGGUGGGUUAUCCAAGGUUGUAUAAGGAAUCAGGAUGAGCAAGUCAUGGAGAACAAGCCUGUAAGCAGCACUCCUCUGGGGUCUCUGCAUUAGACCCUGCCUCCAGGUUCCUACUCUGAGUUUGUACACUUAAUUACCUUCAUGAAGGACUUUAGUCUAUAAGGAGAAAUAACCCCUUUCCUUCCCAAGUUGCUUUUGGUCAGAUGUUUUAUCACACGAGUAGAAAGCAAACCAAGAUGAUAGACUAUAGAGUCCUUUGAGUGUAUCCUGAGUAUAAUUUGAAAUAUGUAAUGGUGAUGCCUCCAGCCAUUCUGUAUUUUCAUAUAACAUUUAAGGUCUUUUCUGUAAAGAACUGCAUUUAAAUUUCUAUAGGAAUUGCAUUAAACCUGUAAGUUGCUUUAUGUAGGAUGGCUGUUUUUUUACAGUAUCAGUCAGGCCAAUCCACGAGCAUGGGAUCUCUUUCCAUCUCCUGCUAUAAUUUUUAAUAGUGUUUUUUAUUGUACAAGUCAUUCACUUCCUUAGUUAAAUCUAUUUCAUGAUUUUAAGGCUGUUGAAGACUUAAUUGUUUCCCUGAUUUCUUCCUUGGUGUGCUUGUCAUUUGUGCAUAGAAAGGCUGUGUAACUUUUUAGAGUUAUUUUUUUAAUAUUGUGACUUUGCUGAAUGUGUUUAUCAGGUGUGGAGUAUUUCUCAUGGACUCUUCAGGGUCUUCUAUGUACAGAAUGAAAUCAUCUGCAAAUAAGGAUACUUUGAUUUCUUUGUAUCCUCCUUGUUGCCUUCAUCUGCCUUAUUGAACUAGGUAUGACUUCCAGCACCAUGUUGACUAGAAGAGGGAGAAAUUAGAUAUACUUGAUUUGUUCCUAAUUUUAAAGGAAAUGUUUUGAGUUUCUCCUUGGCCCUCUCCUUCUUUCUUCCUUUGUAAUUUUUCAGUAAUACUGGGGAUUAAACAAAAUUAAGAAAAACCCAUUAGCUUUGAUUUAAUUUGAAUUUCAGCUUACUGCAAGUUAGUUAUAAAGCUCUAAAACUUCACAGACUUCCAGGUAUCACCGGGUAACAGCUGCAAAAAUUGAGAUCUGAGGUAAGAGCCAUUUAAAAAGUAUGUUAAGAGAGGCUCCAAGGAUUUGAAGACCUGAACACUUAGAGAGGUACUUUGCACAACUACCACUGGAGUCUUUGGCUUCCCACAGGAGACUGUGAGACUAUGAGCAAAUCUGUGAACAGAGGCUUCGAUGCCAACUGCCUGGUGCUAGAGACACUUAGAGUCUAUGAUAGAGCUGACCCACAAAUAUUAGAACAAGUAUAAACUAGAUUCAGCUACUGUUGCCAAAGUAAAGAAGUGUUGCUAUAGUGAUACUGGAGCAAACAACACAAGCCGAAUAUCUUCCUCCCUCCUCCAGCCCUGCAAACUCCCUAACUGUAGAAACCAGCAGGAAACCUGACAAUGCAGGCACAUGGCUUUGGAGUUCUAACCCCAAUGGCAUACAACAGAAUAUUGAAAAAUGGCAUUGGAACUCAAAACUAAUGAAUGACAUAGAUACCUAUGUAUGCAAAGUCACUUAAUGCAAUUAAUAAAUUACAUAUUAUAUGGAUGGUUAACUAAUAUAAAUAAACUUAAAAGUUGAGCUCCC
Mesocricetus auratus (golden hamster) is the source of this 5133-nucleotide messenger RNA. It is a transcript of the gene Tnfaip8l3, whose product is annotated as TNF alpha induced protein 8 like 3. The transcript has 2 exons. Bases 232 to 846 code for a protein of 204 amino acids. Lineage: Eukaryota; Metazoa; Chordata; Mammalia; Rodentia; Cricetidae. Gene Ontology annotation, biological process: regulation of apoptotic process. Gene Ontology annotation, cellular component: cytoplasm. The record is from RefSeq and is a predicted model, not a curated record.